Messenger RNA from Prorocentrum cordatum, 1740 nucleotides. The record is from the annotation of a GenBank genome assembly. Lineage: Eukaryota; Dinophyceae; Prorocentrales; Prorocentraceae.
AUGUCGGACCCGCUGGAGCAGAUCAACAACACCAACGCCGCUUCCAAAGUGUUCCAGGCACGCGUGCUGUUUCCGGAGGGGCGGGAGAUCAAGGACAAGAACAUGACCGUCUUCGCGUGCACCCUGGUUUCCAAAUCCGGGCUGUACACGCAGGGCGAGGCCAUCCUGUUCGGCCAGGAACAGCAGCGCGUCAAGGCGCGGGAGGCGCUCCAGAAGAAGUACUUGGAUGGCGCGGUGUUCGAGUUCUCCAAGAUGAAGAUGCAGACUAAGAAACCUCAGUUCCAGUCGUGCCCCCACGCGUUCACCCUGAACCUCGGGCACAAACCGCUCGCCGCGAAGAAAAUCACGGGCGCCGCUGCCACCGAGAUCCCCGCGGAGGCAGAGCCACCGAUGACCACCGUGAACUUGCUCGACCUGGAGACCGGCCAGCUGAUCGACGCCACGGCUGUCGCCACCAACAUCAAGGGCCCCGCGGGAGCGAAGGAGGGCAAGACGACCAUCACCGUGACUCUCUCGGACGCCUCGGGGAAUGAGAUCCCGCUCGCGUACUGGGAAGACACCCACCACCUGGCGAAGGGCAUCGAGACCUUCAAGCCGCUGUAUAUCUACGGCGCUUAUCUCGUCGUGGAGGAGUCCGGGGGUCGCCACCUGACGGCGCGCAAGACCACGCGCGUGCUCGCGGCGUCCUGCGCCCAGCCCAUCGCGAAGGAGCUCGGGAAGGCCGACUUGAAAGCUCUGCCGACCGAGAACAAGGAGAACCUGUCCAAGUGGGAGGGCGGUCGGAACUGGGAGGAGGGGCCAGCCUGCAGCGCCCAUGCGGGCAUCCUGGAGUGCGCCGCUCACUUCAAGCGACCGCUUGCCGAGACGCUCUUCGAGAUCUCUGGCGCCCUGAUCUCCCUGCAGAGCGGCGACGCGGAGGACCUCCUCACCAAAGACCAGACACGCAUCUGGGCGAAGGUCGACAUCGCCGAUUAUGCAAACACCGUCACGGCCGACAUGACGGAGAAGGUGGCUCUGAUGCUCACGGACACGCAGGACAAGGAGGACUUCCUCGAGCAGGCGAAGUCUGGCAGCCUGGUGUUCUCGAGGGCGCGCCUGCGCGUGCGCUUCGACACCCCCAAAGACGGCGCCGAUCCGUCCCUCAGCGUCGUGGCCGCCAUCCGCCGGGACUUCGAUCUGCCAGAGACCAACCUCGUCCCUCCCAGCGACGCGCGCCUGGUGCCGUCGCAGCUGGACUGGGCCUCAUCCUCCCCCAGCGGCCUCAUCAGCAUCACGCUCCCAGAGGGCGGUGGCCGGCGGCUGGCGACCGGCAUCCUCGCGUUGAUCGUCGGCGCCAAGGAGCCGAAGACGGAGCCUUCCGCCGACGGCUUCACUAUCCGCAACUACGUCACGGAGGCUUGCGGCGACCACCCCGAUCAGCCGUGGGAGACCGUGACGUCCGCUCCAGCAAGCCGGUUGGCAUACUUCGCUCUCCCCCGGAAGGAGGUGGCCCUGGUGCGCGUGACCCACAUCGACGUCUCCGGGAAGGUGGUCACCGUCGCCGACAUGUGGAAGCAGCCCACUGGCAUGUCGUUCGACGCGUGGAAGGCGGAGAUGAAGGCCACGGUGGAGCUCCUCAAGAAGCCCGUCCACAGUCUGAAAAGGAAGCGCGAGGAUUUCGACCCGCACUUGCAGGGCAUGCUUAAGCCCAAGCGCGUGCACACCACGUUCGGAGAGCCAGCUGCGGCUGAGGAGAUGUGA